UCGCCACCGCCGCCGUCGAGCGUACCACUGUGUGCGUGUCCGUCGAUCCGUUCGCGUUACCGUGUCCGGCCGUGAGUGUUCGUUGGUGUGUGUGCGCGCGCGCGCCGUAGAUCGAUAAAACGCACCGUCUGCCCUGCUGCGCUUCUGUUGCUACACGCCGACCGCUUAUCACCGUCAGUGAGCGACGUUAUCACGCUGCCGGUCCAACACGCCAAGUUCUGAUACCACCCACGUCCACGUCUAACAGGUUUUCAUAAGCUGCCAGAGAUUAUACUAUGGCGGUCACAAAAAUAUGCUGUAUAGGUGCUGGAUAUGUUGGUGGGCCAACAUGCAGUGUAAUAGCAAUGCAGUGUCCCCACAUAAAAGUCACGGUGGUAGACAUAAGUGCUCAUCGUAUUUCUCAGUGGAACUCAGAAAAAUUGCCCAUUUACGAACCUGGACUCGAUGACAUUGUAAAAAAACGCAGAAAUGUAAACUUGUUCUUUUCUACAAACAUCGAAGAAGCUAUUCAAGAAGCAGAUUUAGUUUUUAUUUCUGUAAACACCCCUACAAAGACUUUUGGAGUGGGCAAAGGACGUGCUGCCGACUUAACAUACGUUGAAAACUGUGCUAGGACUAUUGCUCAAGUUUCAACUAGUGAUAAAAUUGUAGUGGAAAAAAGUACAGUACCAGUACGUGCAGCGGAGAGCAUAUUAAAAAUUUUAAGUGCUAAUCACAAGCCGAAUGUUAAAUUUCAAGUAUUAUCUAAUCCCGAGUUCUUGUCUGAAGGCGUGGCUGUUGAAAACUUAUUAAAUGCUGAUCGAGUUCUUAUAGGGCACGAAGAGACCGCCGAUGGCUUAUGGGCUUUUAAGGAACUCAGCAAAGUUUACUUGAAUUGGAUACCCGAGGCAAAAAUCCUCAGGACAAACACUUGGUCUUCGGAACUUACCAAAUUGGCGGCUAAUGCAUUUCUAGCUCAACGGAUUUCUAGCAUUAACUCAAUGUCAGUGAUAUGUGAAGCGACUGGUGCAGAUGUCAGUGAGGUGGCUAAGGGCAUAGGUCUCGAUUCCAGAAUUGGGCCCAAAUUUUUGCAAGCGUCAGUUGGUUUUGGAGGCAGUUGUUUUCAAAAAGAUCUACUAAAUUUAGUUUACAUAUGUGAAUGUUUAAAUCUUCCACAAGUAGCUAUUUAUUGGCAACAAGUACUUGACAUGAAUGUUUAUCAAAAAUCUAGAUUUUCAAACAAAGUUAUCGAAUCAUUGUUUAAUACGGUCACUGGUAAAAAAAUAACAAUAUUUGGAUUUGCGUUUAAAAAAGACACAGGUGACACUCGUGAGUCACCGGCGAUACAUGUUGCAAAGACGUUACUUGAUGAAGGAGCAAAACUGAAUAUUUAUGACCCGAAGGUGGAACCAGAGCAAAUCAAAAAAGACCUCACACACCCUUACGUUACUGAUAAUCCAGAAAAUGUAAUUAAGUCUAUUGAAAUUCACAAUAACCCAUACACAGCUGCAGACUCGACACACGCUAUCGUAAUAUGUACCGAAUGGGACGAAUUUGUGAACUUGGACUAUGAAAAAAUUUAUAAACAUAUGAUAAAACCAGCAUUUAUUUUUGAUGGUCGCAAGAUUCUGAACCAUGAAAUCAUGGCCACAAUUGGUUUUCAAGUUCAUACAAUUGGAAAACGUUGAAUUUUAAAACGUAUGACAUUUAUUAUUGUCUUCCAUUUAACCAUAUCGAUUAAGUAUUCUUGGCACUACCAGAAAAUAUCAGUAAUUAUAUUAAAUAUUUAUAUUUUUUUACAUUUAUAUUUCAUAGUUUAUUCAUAACCUUAAACAUAUUUUUGAUAAAUGUAUACAUGACUUGGCCUCAUACUUAAAAUAAGAAAUUAAUUAUUAUAAGUAUACCUACUAUAUGAUAUUUAUGUCAUUUUUAUGUAUUAUUUUUUUAAGCCUAUUAUUGUGUACCUAUUAUGAUUUACUUUAAUUGUUGUAAGAAAAUUACUACUUAAUGCAAACACAAAAUGAUAAAUAUCUUUUCUUUUAGUUUAUAAAAAUAUGUCUAUUAUAAUAUAUGCACAGAUUAUUUUAUAAAAAGUAUUAUCUAUUGUUCUGUUUUCGUUCUAACUAAAUGUAAUACAUUUUUAUAUUUUAACAUACAGAGUUAUCUAAAAAUCAUGUUAAAUUAAAAUUUUAUUGAAUUGUUUUUAUGUUAUAUUAGAUUAUUCAAAUUUGGGAACACAUUCUGAGCCGAGACAUGUAUGAUACAUUUAUUGAUUUUACAAUAAUUGAAUAAUGCUUGUUUGUCUAUU
Myzus persicae (green peach aphid) is the source of this 2287-nucleotide messenger RNA. It is a transcript of the gene sgl, whose product is annotated as UDP-glucose 6-dehydrogenase. The record is from RefSeq and is a predicted model, not a curated record. The coding region runs from base 276 to 1667 and encodes 463 amino acids. The transcript has 10 exons. Lineage: Eukaryota; Metazoa; Arthropoda; Insecta; Hemiptera; Aphididae. Gene Ontology annotation, molecular function: UDP-glucose 6-dehydrogenase activity; NAD binding. Gene Ontology annotation, cellular component: nucleus; cytosol. Gene Ontology annotation, biological process: glycosaminoglycan biosynthetic process.